Psylliodes chrysocephalus is the source of this 1629-nucleotide messenger RNA. NCBI's taxonomy places the organism in Eukaryota, Metazoa, Arthropoda, Insecta, Coleoptera, Chrysomelidae. The record is from the annotation of a GenBank genome assembly.
AUGGAUAAUAAUAGUAAUAUGUUACAAUUAUGUAGACUGUGUUUAGUUAAGGACGAUGUUAAUAUACCAAUUUUCGAGGAACAAGGUGAUAUUAGGCAAAUAUUCCUGAAAAUUAGUUCGUGUCUACCGGUGAAGGUAUCCCGGGAUGACCAACUGCCUAAAAAAAUAUGUGAUGGAUGUUCCUAUAAGUUAGAUAUGUUGUAUGAAUUUUGGAAUACAAGUGCGAAUGCGGAAAAACAGUUAUUAACAUGGUUGGGAGAGGCGGGCAUGACAUCUCAAAUGGCCGAUGGCACUAUAUCAGCCGUGGCACAACAAAUCAAGCCUGCAGAUACAUUCGUCAAACAAGAAACAAUAGAUCCUCCAGAUAUCCAUUCCGACGAUGACGAUAAGGAUUAUGUAUAUAAGGAGAAACAACAGGAGGAGAAAUCUAAAAACAAUGUUGACGAACCGCCCCCAAAAAGGGCACGCCGAACUGCUGCUGUUAAAGCUGCAAUAGCAAUGGACCAGGAUAGCGACGAUGAUGACUCAGGGGAACCAAUGACUAAGAUUGAGGAUGACAGUGAUGAUAGUGAUAAUGACGACGACCAUGAACCCGCGUUCGUUGAUGUACCAUCAACGAGUGCUGAUGAUCAACCAGGACCUUCUGGUGUUGGCAAAGACGGCGUCGAAGCACCCGGUCGAUUCUGCUCUAUACCAUGUGACGUUUGUCAACGAGAAUUUCCCACCAUAGCGCAUCUGAAAUUUCAUUGGACCAACUUGAACGAAACGUUUUUCUGCACCCGUUGUUCGUCUUAUGGUAACCGAGGAAGCGAACGUUUUCCUUUAUGUUUGUGCCCAAAGGAAUAUCUUUUGUGCACAUUGUGUCAGGACGUCCCCGAAGAAAAACCUUUCAGUUUACAUAAGUGUUUCCAUAAUCUUAGUAAUAAUCCGGGCUAUAAAACAAAUCGUAUAACGAGGUGUAUUGUAUGUCACCAAUAUUUUUCUGAAGAAAAGUUAGCUGAUCAUUUGGAACAAGCUAAGAAAAACAAAUUUUUCUAUUGUAUGGAGUGCUGCAUAUACUACGAGGAGAAAUGCAAUCCAGUUUGCUGUUAUCCGCGACAAGUUUGCGCAUUUUGUUUACAAAUACUUACAGAUGUACAAGGAGAAUAUCAUAAAUGUUUUCAUGAAAACAACACUGAGGAUUUUGAAACUCUAAAAGAAACGAAUGCAGUGAAGUGCUACCUUUGCAACUAUUCCUAUCACAAAAAUUUCGGCCAUAGGCAUCGUCGAAUGCAUAAUUACGUAAGAUGCGACAUUUGUUGCAUUUCAGUUUACGUACCUAAUUUGUCUCAUCACGUGGCAAAAACACAUUUGGCUUGCGUGGAAUGUGGUUUUCGAUUCGAAGACUUCAUCGAGUACGAACCACACAAAAAGAGCCAUAAAUCGAAGAAAAUAGCGACAGUUUGCGAAAUUUGUGGCAAAAAAGUAGUUAAUUUAAAUCAACAUUUGAAAGAUGUUCACGGGGAUCAGGACAAAUUCAAGUGUUCCGUAUGCGAUAAAAAAUUUAUGGCUAGAUCAGGGUUACACGCGACUCCAAUAAUUACCUCUGCACGAUUUGCGGAAAAGGUACUAAAUUUGGGUAUUCGAUGA